Messenger RNA from Suillus discolor, 414 nucleotides. RefSeq lists its product as uncharacterized. The record is from RefSeq and is a predicted model, not a curated record. The annotation marks the transcript as partial. The transcript has a single exon. NCBI's taxonomy places the organism in Eukaryota, Fungi, Basidiomycota, Agaricomycetes, Boletales, Suillaceae.
GGGAUAUGUUAUUGCUGCACAGCUCUCCAUGCUCGUGGUCGGGUUACAUGUAGCACCAUAGCAUGUCUAGUGUGCGACCUCCCAGCAGUGAGAAAGGCCGCCCAGCUAGCAGGGCCAACAAGCCAUUUUUAUUGCACUGCCUGCCAUUGCUGGCACAAGUCGACUUCCAGUAGAACAGAUAUUGAAUCUGAGGAUUGGGGACUUCAAGACAAGAGUGAAGUGCGCCAGUAUGCCAAGCUCUGGAAGAACACCAGAACUUUGGCUGAGUGUAACAAGUUAUUCAUAUCACAUGGGGUGUGGUGGUCUACACUCUGGAGGUUAUCUUACUGGGAUCCCUUUCAUCAAAUUGUUGUCAACAUUAUGCAUUGUCUACUGGAAGGCCUUGUGCACACUCAUUUUCGUGAAUUCUUGGGU